Messenger RNA from Anolis carolinensis (green anole), 3618 nucleotides. It is a transcript of the gene dlx2, whose product is annotated as distal-less homeobox 2. Lineage: Eukaryota; Metazoa; Chordata; Lepidosauria; Squamata; Anolidae. Bases 347 to 1348 code for a protein of 333 amino acids. Gene Ontology annotation, biological process: negative regulation of transcription by RNA polymerase II; embryo development; cell differentiation. Gene Ontology annotation, molecular function: RNA polymerase II cis-regulatory region sequence-specific DNA binding; DNA-binding transcription factor activity, RNA polymerase II-specific. The record is from RefSeq and is a predicted model, not a curated record. The transcript is spliced from 3 exons.
GUUAAAUGCCCGCCUGGCCGCCUCCAAGAGCCGCAGACAAUCGUAAAGAGAGAGGAAAGAGGGCUCCUGAUACUUUUGCUAACUGCAAACUGGAUGAUCGGGCAGGCAAAGCCAAAGGGAGCCGAACAAAAAAGCCUCCAGACGAUGGAGACCUCCCGACCUCUGGCUCCAGCCGUCAGCGCGCCUCUCUUAGCCGGGACAGCAGCUGCACAAAGGGGACCCCAGUAAAUCUCUUUCUCUGAACUUAGAGAAAAAGGGAGGAGAGCACACUUUUCCCUCCCCUUUUGGCAACAAAAAAGCAACAAAAGGAGCGAGGGGGAAGAAAGGAAAGAGCGGAAUCCUCAGGAUGACUGGCGUCUUCGACAACUUGGCCUCCGACAUGCACGCCAACCAGAUUGCCUCCAGCAGCUACCACCAGCACCACCCGCACGGCCUGCACAAGCCCCAGGAGUCUCCCACGCUACCCGUGUCCACGGCCACCGACAGCAGCUACUACACCAACCAGCAGCAGCAACACGGAGGAGGAGGAGGUGGGAGCAGCGGGUCCCCUUACCCUCCGAUGGGCUCCUACCAGUACCACCCCAACGCGGGGCCCUUCUCCACCAAAGCCGGCAGCUACGACCUGGGCUACUCCGCCACCGCUUACAGCCCCUACGCAGCCUAUGGGGCCAGAACAUCUCCAGCCAGCAACGAGCCCGGCGAGAAAGAGGACGCGGAGCCCGAGGUCCGCAUGGUCAACGGGAAGCCGAAGAAGGUGAGGAAGCCGCGCACCAUCUACUCCAGCUUCCAGUUGGCCGCCUUGCAGCGCCGCUUCCAGAAGACCCAGUACCUGGCGCUGCCGGAAAGGGCCGAGCUGGCCGCCUCCUUGGGACUCACCCAGACGCAGGUGAAGAUCUGGUUCCAGAACCGCAGGUCCAAGUUCAAGAAGAUGUGGAAAAGCGGCGAGCUGCCGGCGGAGCAGCACCCGGGCGCCGCCGAAGGCUCCCCUCCGCCCUGCUCGUCUUCUCCUUCGCCCUUGGCCUGGGACUUCGCGCCUCAUCCGCAACGGGUCGUUAAUGGCGGCGGCGGAGGAGGAGGAGGAAGCAGCAGUAAUGGCGGCGGCGGGAGCAGCGCGGGGUCGAGCCCUGGCGCCCCCACCACCACAGCCGCAGUAGCAGCAGCGGCGGCGGCGGCAUUCUUGGGCAACUAUUCGUGGUACCACCAGGCGUCCCACUUGCAAGGAGCCUCCACCAUUCUGCCUCCUCCUCAGCAAGGGCAGCCUCACCAGCACCACCCUCAUCACCUCCAUCAUCACCACCAUCACCACCACCACAGCGCUGCCGCCCUCAGCGCAGGAACGAUCUUCUAACUCCCUCCGAGGGGGGCUAAGAUGGCGGAGAAGAGAGUGACACACACACAAAGAAACCCAUUUGGGGCGUUUGCUGAGGGACCAAACCAGUGUCACUCUGGAGGAAUUCAACUCCAUCUUGACAGGACCCGGGGUCCUUCCCUCACGAUUUGGGCCCUCAUGAGGGUCUCCCAAGGCAAACACAAACAGACUGGAUUUACACUGUCAUAUAAUGCACUUUGAACUGAAUUAUAUGCUCAGUGUAGACUCAGGCAUGGGCAAACCUCGGCCCUCCAGGUGUUUUGGACUUCAACUCCCACAAUUGUAGGAGUUUAAGUCCAAAACACACGGAGGGCCGAAGUUUCCCAUGCCUGGUAGAGCCAUAUAACGCCAUUCAUAUUGCAUUAUAGGAGUCAACUACACUGAUGAUUUAAUGCAGUUCAAACUGCGUUAUAUGGCAGUGUACACCUAGUCCCUUUCUAGACUGCUAUAUAAUCCAGGUUAUCAAAGCAGAUAAUCUGGAUUUAUAUGGUAGUGUAGAAGGGGCCUAGGGGCCCUUCCACACAGCCAUAUAACCCAGAAUAUCAAGGCAGAAAAUUUCAUAAUAGCUGCUGUGAACUGAGUUAUCUGAGUCCACACUGCCAUAUAUUCCAGUUCAAAGCAGGUAAUGUGGGAUUUUAUUUAGCUGUGUGGAAGGGGCCUUAGUCACAGUUUCAGAUCAGGAUACCAUAGUGUAAUGGUUUGAGUAUUAGACUCUGGGUGCAUCUAGAUUGCAAUUAAUCCAGUUUUGACUCCACUUUAACUGCCAUGGCUCAACGUUAUGGCAUCCUAAGAGCUGUAGUUUGGUAAGACCCCCAGCACUCUCUGGAAGAGAAGGUUUGUAAAAAUGCCCUGACUUCAUAGCAUUGAGCCAUGGCAGUUAACAAUGGAGUUAAGCUGCAUUCAUUCAUUCAUUCAUACAUACAUACAAUGUAGCCUUCCCCAGUUAUUUAAUUAGAUUUGUUCUGAUAUUUUUCCGGCAUCUGAGAACAUUUCCAGGUUAGAUCUAUGUCCAAACACUUUCUCCAUAAAUUCUCUCAGAAUGCAAGAGGGUUUUUGGAAUACCAAGCUGCUACCAAAUCCCUUUUCAUUGUGAUAUUUCAAUCCAACAUGGCCGUGUCUUUGAAUUCUCUUUCUAUCGAAUUCAUGCAGCUUGACCCCACUUUAUUUGCCAUGGCUCAAUGCUAGGGGAUCAUGGGAAUUAUAGCUUAGUGAGGCAUCCACACUCUUUGGCAGAGAAGACCAAAGCUACAAUUCCUCUGAUCCUAUAGCAUGGAGUCAUGGCAGUUAAAAGUGUCAAACUGCACUAAUUCUACAAUUAAGGGUUCUUCCACACAGCCAUAAAACCCAGAAUAUCAAGGCAGAAAAUCCCACAAUAUCUGCUUUGGAAACUGAGUCCACAGUUCCAUAUACAGUAUUUCAGUUCAAAGCAGAUAAUUUGUGAUUUUAUUCAGCUGUGUGGAAGGGACCAUAGAUGUGCUCCUCCUCACCCGCUUCUCUAGCUCCAUCCUCUGCUAUCUUACAUCCAUUUACACAUGAGCAAUGCCCAUUGAACUCUAUGGGACUUCCUUCAGAGUAGACGUGGUACCCACCCUAGCAGAGUCAGUAACAACCUUCAGAAAAUAUUUGCUCCCUUUAAGCGUUCAAACGACAUUAAUUCGAAUUCACUCUUCUCUCAUUCCUCAUCAAAUCACCAGUGCAGAAUUUCAUAUUUAAUUUUGUUUAUUUUUGUAAACGUUUUUAUAGGUGCCUUUGCAGAUGACCUCAUUUUGAUGUUUGGGGGGGGGGGGAGGGAGAGAGAAAGAAUUUUUAUAUGUAGAUAUUUAAAAUGAAAAAAAAAAACUCCGCUGUGUUUAAAUUAUCUUUUUUAUGUUUGCGGGGCUUUUCUUCACGGGGGAAGAGUAUGUUUGUAAUAAAGCUGUUUUGUGCUGAUCUUCUUCUCCCACCCGAGUUCCUUGUAUAAAAAAUGUGGUGGGAGGGAAAUGGUCCAUUGGGCGGCCUGUACUUCUUUCUUUUAUGUGUUAAGGGCAUAAUUUUCCCUUUUCCCCUUCCGUAAACAUUUCCUUAUUCUGUUUUAUGCCUUUCUUCUUCGAUGUCAAAAAGAACCAGACUUGUCCCAAUUCGUGGUUUAAACUUUUAAAACGAUACAGGUAUUUUCCGUUUUUAUAUAAUUUAUUGCAAAAAGAACAAUUCCUCAAUGUUACUUUUACAAUAUGAAGAGAUUAUUUAAAUAAAUUAUUGUUUGCGCCAUA